Messenger RNA from Coccinella septempunctata (seven-spotted ladybird), 1237 nucleotides. RefSeq names its product ATP synthase subunit gamma, mitochondrial (gene ATPsyngamma). Bases 167 to 1048 code for a protein of 293 amino acids. Gene Ontology annotation, molecular function: proton-transporting ATP synthase activity, rotational mechanism. The record is from RefSeq and is a predicted model, not a curated record. NCBI's taxonomy places the organism in Eukaryota, Metazoa, Arthropoda, Insecta, Coleoptera, Coccinellidae. Gene Ontology annotation, biological process: proton motive force-driven ATP synthesis. The transcript is spliced from 4 exons.
ACGACAUCUACUCUGAUCUCUAUGAUUUUGUGUCUAUGCUUCAAAGAAAAAUUUUCUUUGUAAUCUGUGGGUGAAUUUUGCCCGAUUGCCAACAUUUUUUGUAGUGAGGAUUUUCCAUUAUAUUUCCCUUGAAAAUUUCCUGAUUUCUUGAAAUUCAUAGAACAAAAUGUUCGGCGUAAUCGGAAAUUUAGCCCCAGUUGUGGCCCAAAAUGCUCAAAUUUCGCAACAGCGGGGAAUGGCUACGCUGAAAGCCAUUUCCAUUAGAUUGAAAUCCGUUAAAAACAUCCAGAAAAUUACUCAGUCAAUGAAGAUGGUGUCGGCCGCUAAAUACAAUAGAGCUGAACGAGAACUGAAACAAGCUAGACCUAUUGGAGCUGGUUCAUCUCAAUUUUAUGAAAAGGCUGAAGUAACAGCUCCAACUGAUGUUCCCCAAAAAUUAUUCAUUGCUAUUUCAUCUGACAGAGGUUUAUGUGGAGCUAUCCAUUCCAAUGUAGCCCGUGUUAUUCGUGGUGAACUCAAUAAGGAUGAUCAAAACAUCAAGAUUGUAUGUGUUGGAGACAAAUCUAGGGCCCUUCUGGCUCGAGUAUAUGGAAAAAAUAUCAUCAUGGCAGCAAAUGAAAUUGGUCGUUUGCCCCCAACUUUCAAUGAUGCCUCAAUUUUAGCAGAUGCUAUUAUUUCAUCAGGAUAUAAAUUUGGUUCUGGAGAAAUUGUCUUCAAUCGGUUCAAGUCUGUUGUAUCUUAUAGCACCCAAACAUUGCCAGUUUUCAGUUUGAACUCUGUCCAGGCUGCACCAAAAUUAUCUAUUUAUGAUUCCCUUGAUGAUGAAGUUAUUCAGAGUUAUCUGGAAUUUUCACUUGCUUCACUUAUUUACUAUGCUCUCAAAGAGGGAGCUUGUAGUGAGCAAUCUUCCAGAAUGACAGCCAUGGACAAUGCAAGUAAAAAUGCAACUGAAGUCAUAGAUAAGUUGACUUUAGCGUUCAAUCGUACUAGACAAGCUGUUAUCACCCGAGAACUUAUUGAAAUUAUUUCUGGAGCUUCUGCCCUGUAGAACUCCUAAAUGAAACCUGAUUUAUCUAAUAGCUGGUACAUAAUUUCAUUUGGAGUUAUAUAAAAGUUUGAGAAGAAUUAAAUGUAAGCCCAAAGUCACUAACUAACAUCUGUUUUUCAAUUCUUAAUGAACUUUUUUAUUAUGUUCAAUGGAAUGGACUGUAUUGAAAUAUAAGUAAAAAUGGUUAUA